Messenger RNA from Capronia coronata CBS 617.96, 813 nucleotides. RefSeq lists its product as uncharacterized. The transcript has a single exon. NCBI's taxonomy places the organism in Eukaryota, Fungi, Ascomycota, Eurotiomycetes, Chaetothyriales, Herpotrichiellaceae. The coding region runs from base 1 to 813 and encodes 270 amino acids. Gene Ontology annotation, cellular component: plasma membrane; fungal-type vacuole. The record is from RefSeq and is a predicted model, not a curated record.
AUGUCCGCCUCCAGCAGCAGCACCCCCUACCUCCCAAUCCGGCUCUGCACCGAAGUAACGCCGCAAUGCCCUGUCGAACACUCUAUCUACGGAUACUACCCAUCGAUCGGCGCGAACGCGUUCUUCGUGGCCUUGUUCGCCAUGUGUGCUGUUCUGCAACUGUACGCCGGCAUCCGGUACAAGACAUGGACCUAUCUGGUCGCCAUGUUUCUGGGCAGCGUCGACCAGGCAUUGGGAUAUAUUGGGCGGGUGAUAUUAUACAACAACCCCUUCAACUCGAUUGGCUUCCAGAUCCAGAUUUGCUGUCUGAUCCUGGGCCCGGCAUUCAACUCGGCCGCCAUCUACCUCGUCCUGAAACAUGUCACAUUGUGUUUCGGCCCUGAAUACUCACGCAUCCCACCGAGAUGGUACACGUACAUCUUCAUCACCGGUGACCUGGUGUCUCUUGUGAUCCAGGCCAUUGGAGGCGGGAUCGCCGCGACGUCCUUGUCGAACAGGCCGCGUCAAGAGGUGGGCGACCAUUUGAUGAUGGCCGGUAUUGCUUUCCAAGUUGUGACACUUCUGUUCUUCGGCAUUGCCGCCACCUGGUACAUUGUACGCCGCCGAAGGGCUCCUGAGCCGUUGUCGUCCGAAGCGAUCGGCUUUCUGCGCAGUUUGAAAUUCAGAUUCUUCGCUAUGGGAUUCGCCGCCGCAUUCACUGCCAUUUUCAUCCGGUGUGUCUAUCGUAUUGUUGAGAUGGCUGGUGGCUGGGGCAAUGAGAUUAUGCAAAAUGAGCCCUCUUUCAUCGCCUUGGAUGGAUGGUACGCUACCUGA